Molecule: messenger RNA, 1750 nt
Organism: Dreissena polymorpha
Lineage: Eukaryota; Metazoa; Mollusca; Bivalvia; Myida; Dreissenidae
Exons: 12
Coding region: 215-1399 (394 amino acids)
Biological process (GO): calcium ion transmembrane transport
Molecular function (GO): ligand-gated calcium channel activity
Source: RefSeq, a predicted model, not a curated record
GCCUUGGGAACUGACCAGAGGAGCGUUCGGCAUUGACUCAGAUGGUGAGCUGUUUACCGUCGAUAAAAGCGGUGAAAGGUGGACGUUGUACCCUGCUUCAUUGACCGAAGUUAAAGUUCAAAGUGACGUUAAGACCACGGCUAACGCAUUUACUGAUGAUGUUCAUGGCACUUCAUGUUCGCCUCGAUUUGCUGCUGGCGACUUGGUGCUGAUCAUGGAGAAGACCCGCGGUAAAAUUCGAUGUAUGCUGGACGUGAAGGAUAGUGGUAAUCGCCUGAACCACUUAAUAAACGGUGAAAAUUGGAUGAUCUCGCCCAAAGCUGAUGUUACAUUGUUGACGGGAGAGCAUUUCAUGAGCCUGUUGAAGACACACUUCGAGACGUACGAGCCUUCAGAUGAGAAUGACAAGCUUGUACAGGCUGUAAUGAAGGACGAUGUCAAAAAUGUCUACGCGAUCAUCCACCAGGCUUACUGCGAUUUCUACAAUGAAGAAAUAAUUUGUGAAUACGGACUAACCACGGCAAUCGCUGAUUCACAAGACAAGGUGUAUGAAGAACGUUAUUUGAAUCCACAUCACGACCUUUUCGUCUUAGUGGAGAAUUCAACGUUUAUGAAAUUUGGUGGAGAAAUAAAGUUUCGAGCUAAUCUAGAAAAACGAAUUUCGUCCGAAAUGAUCCGAUCUAGGAUGCAAGAUACAACCAAACAUGGCAAGUCAAUCCAACAAGUCAACGUCGUUAAUCUCGUUUUCAACGGUAACCACCACACACUUGAAACUGUUACACAUGCAAUGAAUUUUGGUACAGUAUCCGUGGUAGUAAAAGGAUCAAAAGGUGUGGCGGAGAAAAUAGCAUAUGAGGUCGAAAGCACGACUGAUAUCCAAAAACGACACGACAAGGAUUAUGAGGAUAGGAUGAAAGCAUUCCAAGCAACUCUCCAUAGACAGCCAUACCUUUUAUGGGUUUGGGAUUUGCAAAACAUGCCUGACAAACCUCAUGAAAGGAUUCUUGACAUAUUUUGGAAAGCAAAGUGGAUUGAAAACCAUCUUGCGUCAGCUCUCAAGCGCGACCUAUCUGUCGUUUACAACUUACUGGCGUCUACAGAUUGCAGUUCUCGCAAUACGGAUGACCUCGUGUGUUACUUUUGUAUUCACGAUUAUAUCGAACCUGUUAGAACCUUAGUUCAGCAUCUUGGCUCGAUGGAUUCAGAUAAGAUAGACGUUUUGCAAUACAAGAAAAUGUGCAAUAAAGCUGAUACAGAUGGAUUGCUGAAAGGUUUACGGCGAAAGUUCAUGGUUCCUCCCGCAAACAAGGACCUGGUAACGAUUAUGGAGGUUAUACAGAUACUGAAGGCGCGUCCAGUUCGAGGCACUAUAGAUGGUAAUAUGAUUUGUGAUGCUUAAUCUUUAUUUAACAGUUAAAUGUAUAUGCUACAGUAACAUUUGGCACUAUUAAUAUAAUAUAAGACAGGUAAAACAUGAUAUCAUGGGAUUUAUUGAUAAUCAUUACACAAAAGUAUAGUUAAUAACAUGUGUUUAACAAGUAUCAUGUGUUAUAUCCCGAAAAUAUAUUGUCGUGUGGCCAAUGAAACGUUUAAACAGCAUUCUCUAUUUAUACAGAUUUAUAAAACAAUGUUACCAUUACUAAUUUUACAAUUGCAAUAGCAUUAACAAAACAAACUUGGUUUUAUAAAUAUACAUACAGGAAUCAUGUUUUGUGAACAUUUUUUUAACAAAAUAUAUGUAUGCAUAUGG